CCGAUGUUUUUUGCAAGUUCGAUAAGUUAGUAGGUACUUAAUGCAGCGUUAAAAUAACACUUAUUUUUGUGCAGUAGAGAUAGUCAGUUUUCGUUUUUAAUGAAGUACUUUUCGUUUGGAUUCAAACAAUCCAGAAAGAAGCGAAUCGUAUGAUAGGUAAGGUACAUUGCAUACGUACCCUAUACCUAGACCUACAUACAUUGAUUUCAGAUGUAUGUACAUACAAUUAAAAUGAUUAUUUGUUAAUGGAAAAUUAUUGACUUUAUUAAUGUGGUCGUUCGCGGUCUCGAAGUUCGAUUGUUUCUUUCGAUAAAAGUGCCGUAGAAUUUUCAAUUUGGUAACUAAGUACCUAUUUCAGAACAUAACAGUUCUUCAAGCUUCACUUCUAGUUCAGAUUUGAAAUAUGUCGGAUAUUGGCCCAAACCAGUCUAUUCAAAUCGAGUUCGUUUGUAAAUUGUAUUUCGGUCGAAUUCAACAUGUGGGACGUAACAAAUUAUUUGAAAGAGUAUGCACAUACUCGACUGAUUGCGAACUAAAAUGUGACGAAAAAGUUAUUCGUAAUUAUUUGAGAUGGAGUUUGACGUUGGACUACAAAAGUGAUGGUCUAUUUUAUUUCACAUUAUAUAGUACAUACUUCAAUAAUCGCUCUGAUGAAGUGCUGUCCUCUAAGUGGAUAUGUGACAAUUGGAACCAAUUUCUCAGACCUGGAACAAACAUUUCCGAUCCAAAUCAGUGUUCACUCUAUUCGCAAGGACGGAUAUUGCGGAGACUUUAGUAUAUCUUUAGAUCCUGAGAUUCGCGAGAGAAAGUUACGUGUUUGGCAAGAUAAUAUCUUAUUUGUUGUUGAACUGAGUACACCGGGAAAUGAUUUGGACACAAUCGCUAGUUCGAUUGAAAACGACGAAUACAGUCUUUCAAGCGACCUGGAACGGAUUCGCAUCGAUGAAGAUUUCAGCGAUGUAACUAUCUCAGUGAAAGGUAAAAAUUAUCCGGCUCAUAAAUUGAUUUUAGCAGCGCGCAGUUCGGUUUUCAAAGCCAUGUUCAAAAAUAAUAUGCAAGAAAGCCAGACAAAUCACAUUACGAUCACAGAUAUGGAACAAGAAACAUUCGAAGAAAUGUUACGAUACAUUUAUACUGGAAAGAUGCCAAAUUUGGAGGAAUGGGCCUUCGAAUUACUCCCAGCUGCGGAUAAAUAUGACCUGAAAGAAUUGAAAAACGCGUGUGAACGACUUUUGCUCACAGAAAUAUCAGCAGAAAAUGUAGGCAAAGUUUUAGUACUGGCUGAUAUGCAUAAUGCUGACGAAUUAAAGGCACAUGCUUUACUAUUCAUCAAAGAGAAUUCUGCCGAUUUCGAGCCAGAGAUAUGGAAUGUUUUGACCGAAUCCCGUCCUGGUUUGAUGAAAGAUAUUCUAGCUAUAUUGUUAAAGAAGUAAACGAAUAACGAUACGUAUUGUAUUAGGCAGGUACCUAUUUUUUUUCUCUUAAUGAACUCCGGAGAUUUGUAAUGUCCCGUCUGAAAACAUGAUUUGUACAUAAUUAUUAUGUAAUACUUCAUCCCGAAUCAUGAAUAUAAUUCUGGAUUUUUUUUUUUACGUAUGACCCAUGCAUCAAAAUUUAAUUAGUUCAUACUUCUGUGUACAAAAAUAUAUUCGUAUUAGUUAUUUUGUAAAGUUAUACUCGUAAGUAUGUAAGUAUUUCCCAAUUAAAAAUAAUACUCAUUAACUAUGUGUUUCGUAUUUUAUGCAAUUUUUAUAAUUAUUAUUAUCGUUUAAUAAAGAAGUGAAAAUUGCAUGAUUAUCUGUCGGAUGUCUCAUCUUAUCUCAUUGUGUAUGUUGUAUCUUAUCGAUAUUCUCGUCCAAAUUAGAAUAGGUAUUAGCGAAAUGUAAAUAAUACAGUUCUCUGAUUUGUAAGUAAAUACGCGAUGGCUAAAAUUGAAUCAACCUCCUCCCCCCCCUCUCACGGCCCAUAAAGCGUCAUGCGACCUAUCUAAAUGGAUUACAAUUUCCUGAGAGUUUCAAACAUUACUAUGAAAAUAUUUUUAGACGCGUUUAUAUGAUUUUUGUGUCGGGGUUUUUUCCAAAAUUUGCGUCACGCUCGUCCACAUCACGAAAACGUGGAAAAAAAUCAGUUGACUUUCUGAAAUUAUGCCACACUUUGAAGAACUUGAAAGAAACCCGAUCAAUCGGUGAGAGGUUGACUUUUGAAGACGAGGGUAAAACCGGUUGUCUUUCUAACGUUAUGUCAGACUUUUAAAACCUUGGAAAAGAAAAACUAUUGAUUUUCUGUCAUUAUGUCUGACUUCGGAAGAAAAUCAACGAAUUAGACACUUGAAAUCAAUCAUACAUAUCAAACUUUUAAAAAUUGGCUUUCUGAUAUUUCAUCAGGCUUUUUUUUUAAAUUUGAAAUUCUAAAUAUUGAGUUGACUUGCCUAAGCAGAAAACAUAUUCAUGAUUUAAAACUUUCCUCGGAGAGGACAUAGACUUAGAGCCCAAAAUUGGGUCAUGAUUUCUGGAAUUUUUGAAAAAGAAUCACGCUACUUAUCAAAAUGAGUUCAAAUUUCAAGAGAAAUUCAAAUAGGUACCUAUUGUAAGUAUUUUUAUCAUUUUAUCAAAUCAAAUCUCAUUUCAAGAAUUUUGAGCCCAAAAUAAAGUCAAUUUUUUUGAGUAGGUAAUAGGUAUCGUAAACGACUCGUCAAAAUAAAUCCAAAGUUGGUACCUAGUCUAAAUAGAUACCUAUCUACUUGUACAGGGUGCCCAGAAAUAUCGAGCACCCUGUGAGAGGGAUAUAUGCCGUUCCUGUAAGGGAUAUUAGGGACAGAUUACCACCCUUGUGGUGGUAACACUGAACAGCGUCGCGAGCUGGACGUCGAGUCCGGUGAUCGGCGCUGCGGCCGUUAUUCGUCAUGUACUACUGUGUAGUGUCGGGUCAGUUAAUUUGAGUUUAUUGGGCACGUUCGCGUGAAUGGUUAAUUUGAACUUAUUAUUUCUUUGUAAUGUCAAUUUGAAUUUAUAUGGUUAAUUUGAGUUUAUCAGUGUAUUAAUUGUGUUAAACGGUUUCGCCGAAGAAGGCAAUUAUUAUAUUAUUGUUUCAUUGUGAAAUUGUGUUUAAAUCGACAUGUAUCGUAAUUGAAUACAUAAUUCUACCAACA
This is a messenger RNA of Planococcus citri (citrus mealybug), 3148 nucleotides long. Its product is annotated as speckle-type POZ protein-like. Gene Ontology annotation, cellular component: cytoplasm. Gene Ontology annotation, molecular function: ubiquitin protein ligase binding. The record is from RefSeq and is a predicted model, not a curated record. The transcript has 3 exons. NCBI's taxonomy places the organism in Eukaryota, Metazoa, Arthropoda, Insecta, Hemiptera, Pseudococcidae. Gene Ontology annotation, biological process: regulation of proteolysis; proteasome-mediated ubiquitin-dependent protein catabolic process. The coding region runs from base 600 to 1433 and encodes 277 amino acids.